AUGGAGCAGUUGUCUUAUGUAGAAGGAACAAGUUCUGCUAGGGUUCCUGAUCCCUUGAACUGGUGUCUUAGAGAAAUUGCCAGUGAAUGUGUGGUUUGUACUUAUGACUCGGUCAGGGACCAGGAAUUCUCUCGUGCUGACAUCUCAGAGGUCCAAAAUGAGACUGUUCGAGGUGGCUGUGGGUCAAGAACGAUUACAGGAAACUCUGGAUCUCUUCUUCAAGUGACAAUUUCACUUAGCAAAGUAGAGCUUAGUGUGGGCGAAUCUAAAUUCUUCACAUGUACAGCAAUUGGUGAACCUGAGAGUAUAGAUUGGUAUAAUCCUCAAGGAGAGAAGAUAAUUUCAACACAGAGGGUAGCAGUGCAAAAGGAAGGUGUUAGAUCACGAUUAACCAUCUACAAUGCAAAUAUAGAGGAUGCAGGGAUAUAUCGUUGUCAAGCAACAGAUGCCAAAGGACAGACACAAGAAGCUACAGUUGUUUUGGAAAUUUACCAAAAACUCACUUUCAAAGAAGUGGUAUCACCUCAAGAAUUCAAACAAGGAGAGGAUGCAGAAGUGGUUUGCCGAGUUAGCAGCUCACCUGCCCCUGUUGUCAGCUGGUUGCAUCAUAAUGAGGAAGUCACCGCUAUUUCCGACAAUCGAUUUGCUAUGCUAGCCAACAAUAAUCUGCAGAUUCUCAACAUCAAUAAAAGCGAUGAAGGUAUAUACAGGUGUGAAGGAAGAGUGGAGGCUAGGGGAGAAAUUGACUUCCGUGAUAUCAUCGUUAUUGUUAAUGUGCCGCCAGUGAUCACAAUGCCUCAGAAAUCCUUUAAUGCCACAGCAGAGAGAGGAGAAGAGAUGACAUUAUCCUGCAGGGCCUCUGGCUCUCCUGAGCCCUCCAUCUCCUGGUACAGGAAUGGCAAGUUCAUUGAAGAAAAUGAAAAGUACAUAUUGAAAGGAAGCAAUACAGAACUCACUGUCAGGAACAUAAUUAAUAGUGAUGGGGGUCCUUAUAUCUGCAGGGCCACAAAUAAAGCAGGAGAAGAUGAAAAGCAGGCAUUUCUCCAGGUCUUUGUACAGCCUCACAUAAUACAGCUCAAAAAUGAGACUACGUAUGAGGAUGGUCAAGUCACACUUAUAUGUGAAGCAGAAGGGGAGCCUCUUCCAGAAAUCACUUGGAAAAGAGCACUAGAUGGCAUCACAUUUUCCGAAGGCGAUAAGAGCCCAGACGGCCGCAUCGAAGUCAAAGGGCACCAUGGAAGCUCAUCACUGCAUAUUAAAGAUGUGAAGUUGUCAGAUUCAGGGAGAUAUGACUGUGAAGCUGCGAGCAGGAUUGGAGGGCACCAAAAGAGCAUGUACCUUGAUAUUGAAUAUGCUCCAAAGUUUAUAUCAAACCAAACAAUUUAUUACUCUUGGGAAGGAAACCCGAUCAAUAUAAGCUGUGAUGUGAAAUCUAAUCCACCAGCAUCAGUCCACUGGAGAAGAGAGAAAUUAGUCCUGCCAGCUAAAAACACCACUAAUUUAAAGACAUAUAGUGCAGGGAGAAAGAUGAUAUUAGAGAUAGCACCUACAUCUGACAAUGACUUUGGACGAUAUAAUUGCACAGCCACUAACCGUAUAGGAACAAGAUUUCAAGAAUAUAUUCUUGCUUUGGCUGAUGUGCCAUCCAGUCCCUAUGGAGUGAAGAUUAUAGAGCUGUCACAGACCACAGCUAAGGUUUCUUUCAACAAGCCGGACUCCCAUGGAGGUGUGCCUAUUCAUCACUAUCAAGUGGAUGUCAAAGAAGUGGCAUCAGAAACCUGGAAAAUAGUACGCUCCCAUGGAGUUCAAACAAUGGUUGUUUUGAGCAACCUGGAACCAAAUACAACUUAUGAAAUCAGGGUUGCAGCAGUAAAUGGAAAAGGGCAAGGAGACUACAGUAAAAUAGAAAUCUUCCAGACAUUACCAGUCCGUGAACCAAGUCCUCCAUCCAUACAUGGGCAGCCAAGCAGUGGGAAGAGCUUUAAACUCAGUAUCACCAAGCAGGAUGAUGGAGGGGCCCCUAUUUUGGAAUACAUUGUGAAGUAUAGAAGUAAAGAUAAAGAAGAUCAGUGGCUAGAGAAAAAAGUGCAGGGAAAUAAAGACCACAUUAUUUUGGAGCAUCUACAGUGGACAAUGGGGUAUGAAGUUCAAAUUACAGCUGCCAAUAGAUUGGGAUAUUCAGAACCGACAGUCUAUGAGUUCAGCAUGCCACCAAAGCCGAACAUUAUUAAAGAUACGCUUUUUAAUGGUCUUGGGCUUGGAGCAGUCAUUGGCCUGGGAGUGGCAGCACUCUUGCUAAUCCUUGUGGUAACGGACGUCAGCUGCUUCUUUAUUAGACAAUGUGGGUUAUUGAUGUGCAUCACGAGGAGAAUGUGCGGGAAGAAGAGUGGCUCUAGUGGGAAAAGUAAAGAACUCGAAGAAGGAAAAGCUGCAUACCUGAAAGAUGGAUCUAAAGAACCAAUAGUGGAGAUGAGAACAGAGGAUGAAAGAAUCACUAACCAUGAGGAUGGGAGCCCAGUAAAUGAGCCAAAUGAAACCACACCACUAACAGAACCUGAAAAAUUGCCUUUAAAAGAAGAAAAUGGAAAAGAAGUCUUAAAUCCAGAAACUAUAGAAAUUAAGGUUUCUAACGACAUCAUACAAUCAAAAGAAGACAGCAAAGCAUAA
This is a messenger RNA of Odobenus rosmarus divergens (Pacific walrus), 2667 nucleotides long. RefSeq names its product neural cell adhesion molecule 2 (gene NCAM2). Bases 1 to 2667 code for a protein of 888 amino acids. Lineage: Eukaryota; Metazoa; Chordata; Mammalia; Carnivora; Odobenidae. Gene Ontology annotation, cellular component: membrane. Gene Ontology annotation, biological process: cell adhesion. The transcript is spliced from 20 exons. Gene Ontology annotation, molecular function: protein binding. The record is from RefSeq and is a predicted model, not a curated record.